Ilyonectria robusta is the source of this 1507-nucleotide messenger RNA. RefSeq lists its product as uncharacterized. The transcript is spliced from 2 exons. The coding region runs from base 124 to 1407 and encodes 427 amino acids. NCBI's taxonomy places the organism in Eukaryota, Fungi, Ascomycota, Sordariomycetes, Hypocreales, Nectriaceae. The record is from RefSeq and is a predicted model, not a curated record.
GCCCCGACUAAGCCUGAGCCGCAACCUCCGAGGCCUCCUUUCGCGAAACCACACCCCCUCCCAUCUCGCGACAAAAAAAACCUCCUCCCACCGAUUCGCCGCCGCAGUCGCCCGCCAGCAAUCAUGUCGCAACGGAUGAAGGACAUGAUGCAGAAGGGGAAGGACCUGGGGAAGGAGAAGGGCACUGCGAUCCGCAACGUGAAGCCCAAGGGCACUAUCAGGGGCAAAGCAGCCGGCAUGGUAGGCUUGCAGAGGAAGGGCUCCGAUGACGACCACCAUGUCGCCCGCCCCAUCUCCCAGCUCCGCGACCCGUCCCAGUUCGCGCCGCCGCCGAAACGCACCGGCUCCGGCCUCCUCCCGGCCCCGCCUCCCACGAAAGCCGCACCGCGACAGGUCAUUACCGCGCCGUCCAAGUACCAGGACCCGCGAGCCGCUCCGGUCGAGCCGCCCAAGUUCCAAAAGCAGCUGGAAGCUCCACCUGAGCAGGAAGAGGAGCCCCAGGAAGAGGAGGACCGCCCCCCGCAGCCAUACCGGGUGAACACUACGGGUCUCGCUACAAGCCAUCUGCCGCCGCCGCCGGGGAGGAAAGAUGGCGCAGAUGGGAGAGGACCACCUCUACUACCUCCGCCGUCGUAUCAAUCCGCUACUACUGGAAGCAAGCCCCCGCCACCGAGUCUGCCACCUCGCCUGCCUCCGCGGACCAACUCUGGCAGCUCGACCGCAAGCGCACCACCAGUCGCCAGUCCGGCCUCCACGGGCAGCGGCUACUUGAACCAGGGAGCCAUCAACCGCCUAGGCGCCGCAGGCAUCUCGGUUCCUGGCUUCGGCAUCGGACGCUCCAGCCCUGCAAACCAGGACGAACCGGGUCCUCCGCAGCCUCCGCGUCCCGGCGCUGCACCGCCCGCGCCCUCGCAGAUGAACGAGCUACAGAACCGCUUCUCCAGGCUUGGCGCAUCCUCGGCGCCUCCUACUGCAAGCCCGCCGCCCAGCGAGGGCACGACGUGGGCGCAGAAGCAGGCCGCCAUGAAGACGGCUUCGGCGUUCCACAAAGACCCGUCGUCGGUUUCGUUCUCUGACGCCAAAGCCGCCGCCGGCACAGCCAACAACUUCCGGCAGCGGCACGGUGAGCAAGUCGCUUCGGGAGUCAAGACGGCCAACAGCCUAAACCAGAAGUACGGGCUGAUGAACAAGGUCGAGAGCUACACUGGGUCACACAAUGAACAUGAUCAGGUCCAAGGGACCAUCGCGCCAUCUCCAGUGCCAGGGUUGGCAGGGAAGAAGAAGCCGCCUCCUCCUCCACCUCCCAAGAAGAAGCCAGGCCUGGGAAACGCCUCGGCAGUUUCAAGUGCUCCCGCUGGUCAAGGGCCGCCGCCAGUCCCCAUGUCAACGAGACCUCAGUUUGAGUAGAUUGCUAGGUUAAGGGAUCCGGUAGCAUUGUGAGGCGCAUUUGGAGUUUUCCACCAUUAUCUCUUCACGUUGAACAAUUGGGCACACACAUAUCUUGAGU